Rhododendron vialii is the source of this 3059-nucleotide messenger RNA. Its product is annotated as disease resistance protein RPM1-like. Lineage: Eukaryota; Viridiplantae; Streptophyta; Magnoliopsida; Ericales; Ericaceae. The transcript has a single exon. The record is from RefSeq and is a predicted model, not a curated record. Gene Ontology annotation, molecular function: protein binding; ADP binding. Gene Ontology annotation, biological process: defense response to other organism. Bases 157 to 2940 code for a protein of 927 amino acids.
ACUUUUCAACACUUGAACAAUAUUCCAUAUAGCUAUCAAAUUCAGGUCUCACCUGAAUAAACUAAGAACAUAGUACUGGUUUUCCCUCACCAUCCCCUUUCUCUUCAAAUCACAAGCUACUCACACCGUAAACCAAAGAAAAACAGAAAAAACAAAAUGGCAGAGGCUGCUGUGUUCCAUCUUCUAUCCAACUUCGCACCCUUUCUCCAAGAAGAGAGGAACUUGUUGAGCGGAGUACGGGAAGACAUCGAAUACAUAAGAGACGAAUUCGAGCGCAUGACACAUUUCCUCAGAGUUGCUGAUGCAACAGAAGAUAGAGACCCGAAAAUCAAAAUAUGGGUGAAGCAAGUUCGAGAAGCUGCAUAUGACACGGCAGAUGCUCUUGACACGUACAUGCUUCGCCUCAAAUCUAGACAUCAUCAGAGCACCAAAAUCCGCACGUUCAUACAUAAGGUUUCCUUUUUUGUUAAGACUUUAAAAGCUCGCCACCAAAUUGCUUCUGAAGUAAAAGGAAUUAAGUCAAGAAUCAUCAAUAUUUCUGAGGGACAUCAACGUUAUAGUGACAUAUAUGGCAAAAUAGUGCAAGGCUCAAGCUCUACUCCUUCAGACAUUGCAUGGUAUGAUUGUCGAGGAGAUGCCCUUCUACUCCAAGAUGCUGACCUUGUGGGCAUUGACAAGCCCAAAUCACAGUUGAUUCAGUGGCUAGUGGAUGAGCAUCCUCGACUCAAGGUGCUUUCUGUAGCAGGAAUGGGCGGAUUGGGCAAAACUACCCUUACGAAAAAGGUCUACGACGAUGCAAUAGUGAAGAGGCACUUCCAGAACCAUGCUUGGAUCACCGUUUCUGAAUCAUUCAAGGUCGAAGAGCUUUUAAAGGACUUGAUUCAAGUUCUCUUUGAAGACGUCAGACAACCACUCCCACACGGAGUGAACAGUAUGGAUGCAAACAGCUUGAAAGGUAUAAUUAAUGCCUUUUUGCAGCAAAAGAGGUAUGUGCUUGUUUUUGAUGAUGUAUGGGGUAUUCAUGCAUGGCAAGGUUUAAGAAUCGUACUUCCUGAAAGUAAUUGCGGCAGUCGAGUAAUUCUGACAACAAGAAAUGUAGAUUUAGCAUCUUUUGCUAGUGAAGAAUAUCAUGGCAUUGUGUAUAAUCUCGAGCCCUUGCCUCCCAAAGAGUCAUGGGCCUUGUUUUGCUCAAAGACAUUCAAGGAGAACUCUUGUCCUUCAUAUUUGGAAGAUCUUUCUAAAAAAAUCUUGGGAAAAUGUGAGGGUUUACCACUUGCAAUAGUUGCAAUUAGUGGUCUGUUAUCUACAAAGGAGAAGAGUGUGGGUGCGUGGGAGAGGAUUUACCGUGGUCUUGGUGCAGAACUAGAAGGAAAUGACAAACUCAUGAGCAUGACAAAGAUAUUGUCCCUCAGUUACUUUGAUUUGCCUUACUAUCUUAAGAUAUGUUUCUUGUACUUCAGUAUUUUUCCAGAAGAUUGUCUCAUUGAUCGCUUUAGAUUAAUUCGGCUGUGGAUGGCGGAAGGAUUUAUAGAAGUGAAAGAAGGAAUGACAAUAGAAGAAGUUGCUAUGGACUACCUCAAUGAGCUAAUGAACAGAAGUUUAGUUCAAGUGACACACGUCGCGAUAGAUGGAAGGUUCGAAGCUUAUCGGAUCCAUGACCUUUGGCGUGAAAUGAUAAUUGCGAAGUCGAGAGAGCAAAACAUUGUCACAAUAGCACGUGAGAGAGGCAGAGCAUGGCCGGGGACAUUGCGACGUCUCUCGAUCCACCAUAAUUUGGAAGAUGUUCAGCAGAGUAUUUGUUUCACUCGCCUUCGUUCUUUACUUGUGUUCAGCGCAAUAGAUUCAGUGUCCAUUUUGUCACAGGUUGCAUCCUUAGGCAAGGGUGUAAGGCUACUAACGGUGUUAGACUUGAGAGGAGCACUACUGGAAACAUUUCCGCAUGAAGUUGUGAACCUUCUCAAUCUUACUUAUCUAAGUUUGAGAGCAACCAAUGUAAAAAUGAUCCCGAAAUCGAUCGGAAAGCUCAAGAAGCUAGAAACAUUGGAUUUGAAAGAAACAAAUGUCACCGAGUUGCCUGAUGAGAUCUCGAAGCUCAAACAUCUUCGCCAUCUCAUAUUGUAUCGCUACAACUACUAUCGUCCUGAUGGUACAAUUGGUUUCAAAGCCCCAGCUAGAAUAGGAAAUUUGUUAUACUUGCAGAGACUAUGUGGUAUUGAAGCAAACCAAGGGAGUAAUAGUGGCAUUGUGAUAAGGGAGGUAGGGAAGCUAACUCAACUGAGGAGAUUGCUCAUUGUAAGGCUACAGAAGGAAGAUGGGAUGGUGCUAUGUUCAUCCUUUGAGAAGCUAAACAACCUUCGCUCGUUGACCGUUGCGGCGAUAGAAGAAGAUGAGAUUAUUGAUUUAAAUUAUUUGUCUUCGCCGCCUCGACUUCUUCAAACACUAUCUCUAAGAGGACGUUUGGAGAAGAUACCACACUGGAUACUAUCUCUUCACAACCUGAAAAGAUUACAAUUAGGGUGGAGUAAGUUAAAAGAUGUUGAUUCACUGCAAUCCCUUCAGGAUUUGCCCAAUUUGCUUCACCUUGAACUUACAUCGGCAUAUGAAGGAGAUGGAUUAUUUUUCAAGGCUGGUGGGUUUCAAAAGCUUGAACACUUGUGGUUAGUUAGCUUAGUAGGAUUGAAAUGGGUGAGCAUCGAGUCUAACUCGAUGCCUCUUCUUAAAGAGCUACAUCUCCAAGAUUGUAAAUUGAUGUUGGAGUUGCCCUCGGGUGUUGAACAUUUGGCCAACCUUAAUUAUCUUGAAUUGAAUGGUAUGUCUGAAAAAUUAAUUUUGAGCUUGAAUAGAGACUUACAAGGCAGGGACUAUUGGAAAAUAGCACGCGUCCUUAAUGUUUGGGUUGGGGACUCCAAAUCUGGUAAAUGGACCGGUCAUUAUCUAUGAUACGGUCGAACGGGAGGGGAUGAGGAUCUUUGAGAUUGGUUUAUCCCCGCUAUUAAUAUGCCCUUUUUCCCUCACAUUUUUUUGGCGUUUGUGUGAGCUUGAAGGCUUGUUUGUGUAAU